This is a messenger RNA of Orussus abietinus, 1358 nucleotides long. RefSeq names its product odorant receptor 30a. Bases 1 to 1239 code for a protein of 412 amino acids. Gene Ontology annotation, molecular function: odorant binding; olfactory receptor activity. The transcript has 8 exons. Gene Ontology annotation, biological process: detection of chemical stimulus involved in sensory perception of smell; sensory perception of smell. Gene Ontology annotation, cellular component: plasma membrane. The record is from RefSeq and is a predicted model, not a curated record. Lineage: Eukaryota; Metazoa; Arthropoda; Insecta; Hymenoptera; Orussidae.
AUGAUUGCAAAAAAUGAAAGAAAUGCACACAUGACCUUCGAGGACUUCUUCGGCCCCAAUGUCACGAUGCUGCGGUGUACAGUAAUGCCAUUUAUGAACUGCGCGUUCUUCGGGAAACGUCAAAUGCUCGGAAUUUUGGAAACGAUUUUCUCCGCAUUGAGCAUUACGGGACUCUGCUUGGUGAUGGUACUGAAAUUGCAAACUUUGAUGUCACUCUGGCAACAAGACACCGUCUACGCUUUAAGCACUGUCCCUGCAUUGUUAAGCAUUAUACUCAAUGUAUCGAAGGGCAUAAGGUUCAUACAGAAACGUGGGGAGUUGAGGGAUCUCCUUCAAAAAAUGGCAUUACUUUGGAAUACCCUGAUUAAUACAAAUAUAAGCAUGAACAUCGUGCACGAGAUGUUCCAGGCAUUAAUUAUCUGUAGAACCGUUUACUUUGCUUUAAUCGUGGGUUGCGUCAUCUUUUACAGCGUCCCCGUGUAUGCAAACAUCAGUAUUCAAUAUUUUCUCACGAAGAAUGAGAACAAUUCGUACAACUACACUCAGACGAUAUUUUCGGUAGUCUAUCCGUUCCCGACGAGGAAUGCAUUCGCCUAUUUCACCGUCAUCACCAUGGAACAAGUGAUCGCGUUACUCGCCGCCACGAUGUGGGCAUCCUGCGAUACAUUGUUUGCCCAUGCAACCACAUACGCUGCCAUACACUUUCGGAUUCUGCGCCACGAGCUGGAGAACGCGUUCAACAACGAUAGCAAGCCUCGGCCCAAUGACAUCUCCAAUUUAAAGAUCGUCCUUCUUGUCGACCGUCACUUGGAAUUAUUCAGACUAUGUAACGCGAUCGAAAACAUAUUCGGUCCGGUAGUAAUGCUGUCGAUGCUGCUCUGCGCUACAAACAUGUGCAUCUGCAUGUACCAAAUAGAGAAGAUGCUGAUUCUGGGAGAUUACGUAGAAGUAGCAAUGAAUGUUACACAUCUGAUAGCUUUAUUUCUUAUGACCAUGACAUUUUGCGGUUACGCAACGAUGCUGAGUGACCAGUCGGAGAAAGUCAGUCUAGGCGUGUAUAGAUCAAAUUGGUUCGAAUGCGAUCCCAUCAUGAAGAUUUUCCUCAUGUUCAUAAUGAGGCGCAGUCAAAAACCCUUCCACUGCACAGCUUAUGGCUUUUUUCCUCUCAGCCUAAAUCAAGUUACCACGAUCUUCAGUACGGCAUUGUCGUAUUUUUCGAUUUUGCGGAGGAUGACGUGAUUGUCCUGCUUCGACUUUCUAAUGUUGAGCCUCGUAAUCGAUUAAAUCGAUUGAUUGCAAUGUUGCAAGUCCCAUAUCGACAUACAAUUGACGUCCAGUUCUGGUGAAUUCGCUCUCAA